This is a messenger RNA of Coregonus clupeaformis (lake whitefish), 1556 nucleotides long. Its product is annotated as serum paraoxonase/arylesterase 2. The coding region runs from base 145 to 1215 and encodes 356 amino acids. The record is from RefSeq and is a predicted model, not a curated record. NCBI's taxonomy places the organism in Eukaryota, Metazoa, Chordata, Actinopteri, Salmoniformes, Salmonidae. Gene Ontology annotation, molecular function: arylesterase activity. The transcript has 9 exons.
CAGAUUUGACCUCCCUCUAGGAAUUGCUAAACUACAGCUCGCCCCAUGGUUCAACUGUGCAACUGCACUCUGCCUGUACACAACACACCCACAUUUUGCACACUGCUUUCAUAACCUUUGACCAAGGGAAAGAGUUUGUCUGCCAUGAAGUGGGUGCUUGUGACCAUCUGCAUUGCUGCCUUGGCAGCUCUUUUUGGGCAAAGACUUCUUAAAUUGAGUGAAAUAGCCCUUGCCAACAGAGAAGUGCCUGUUAAACGCCUCCCCAACUGUCACCUGUUAAAGAAUAUAGACUAUGGAGCAGAGGACUUCACCAUACUUAGAGAUGGACUGGCCAUCAUAAGCACCGGCUUGAAGUAUCCUGGACUGCCCUCCUUCUCUGAUGACCCAGGGAAGAUCUAUACCCUGGACCUGCUGGACCCCAGACUGACCCCUGUGGAGCUGACAAUCAAAGGAGACCUGGACCGGGACUCUUUCAACCCCCAUGGAAUCAGUAUCUACAUUGACGAGACAGAUAAAACCAUCCAUCUGUUUGUUGUCAAUCACCCUCAACAUUACACGAGCCAGGUAGAGAUCUUUCUAUUUGUCGAAGAGGACAACACCAUUGUGCACCUGAAAACUAUAAAGCAUGAUCUCCUUCAUAGUGUGAAUGACAUUGUGGCUGUGGGAGUGGAGAGCUUCUAUGCCACCAACGAUCACUCCUAUCCCAGUGAAGUGCUCCACAUGCUGGCUGUCUUCCUGGGUCUACCCUGGGCCGAUGUAGUUUACUACAGCCCUGAAGGAGUGAAGGCAGUGGGCGAUGGCUUCCUAUCUGCAAACGGCAUCAACAUGUCGCCCGACAAAAGGUAUUUAUACGUGUCCGCUAUUAUGGACCAUGAGAUUGCUGUUUUUGAGAUAACCAAAAGCAAAGACUUGGUACAUGUCAAGUCUGUAGCCGUUGGGUCUCUUUGUGACAACAUCGAGGUGGACCAUGUGACAGGUGACAUAUGGCUGGGUUGUCACCCUAAUGGAGCAAAGGCAGCAGCAUGUGACCCUAAGGAUCCACCUGGAUCGGAGGUCAUUAGGAUUCAGGACAUCCACUCUGAGAAGCCAGUGGUGACCCAGGUGUAUGCUGAUGACGGGAGUGUGCUCAUAGGAUCCUCUGUAGCAGCUCCCUAUGAAGGAAAGCUUCUCAUAGGAACAGUCUACCACAAAGCCCUGGUCUGUGAUCUGAAGUAGCCAAUGAUUCCUUUUAGACAUCUCAUUUCAAAAUCUUUGUGUGUAUAUAGAUGCAGUAAUGACACUCAAACCGUAUUGUACUCCAAAUCUGUGCUGUUUCUGUAUAGUACAUCGUGUCUGGUGUAAUAUGAUUGAAAAGUAUAAAUAUUCCACACGGUUGCCCCAAUAUAACACUGCAAUUGCUAUGAUGCAAUGGCAUGUGUCAUUAUGUCACUCUUUUAAAGUCCUUACCACUCCAUAGUGUCUGAUGCAGGUGCGUAGGAGUCAAAAUAACAAUACUGGAAGAGAUGGAGACCCUGCACACUGUCCAAAAAAUUAAUAAAUCCAAAUCUGAGUGCUUG